Molecule: messenger RNA, 1011 nt
Organism: Arctia plantaginis
Lineage: Eukaryota; Metazoa; Arthropoda; Insecta; Lepidoptera; Erebidae
Source: the annotation of a GenBank genome assembly
AUGCAUGGCUUAUUCGACUCUACCCUCUUCGUGUCGGCCGAAAAACGCUUUUCUUCCAGUACCAGUUUUUCAAUUUCUAACGGCCUUUGCUGUAGUCCUUCUCCCAAGCGUUGUACUCUAUCGCGUAGCCGAGAUCGAGCCGAUUCGAGAUCCAACAGAUGUUUGUAUCCACUGCCAGAACUAGACAGUCCUAGAGACUGUCAACGCCUGCCCCUAAGCGUGGCAGUGAGGGCAGUGAGGGCAGUCAGGCACUCAAAGGUUCCAGACGCCACAAAGAUGGCUUGUUGCUGUAAAGGCAAAUCAUCCAAAGUUUCAACAAGCUGCUUGGGGCGUUGCUAUCUACCGAAACACAAAUGCUUAUACAGGGAUGAUAUUAAGACCGGACCUGUUCCAAAAUACAUGGGAUGGCUUUACAACGCAAAAGAUUCUCCUGAACACCAGUUAAGAUGUGGCUGGCGCCCAGGGCACAUAUCGUGCCCUGUACUCAAAAAGAUCGAGCAGCACAACUGUUGGACGAAAGGAGAAUGCACACCGUGUUCAUCGAGAAUAUGUCCAACACCAAGUUGCUCCAAACCGUGCUGCCUACCAAUUAGUUGCGUGCGACCACCGCCAUGUCCGCGAGUGCCAUCAUGCGGGCGAUCACCGUGCCUAUCUUCGUCGCCAUCUUGUUGCAGAUUACCUUGCCCCACUGGCCAAGCUAUCAUAAGAAUCGCUAGGCACUGUGGAAACUAUACCAUAUCUACAAAACCAUCUAAUCUGAACACUUCACCUUCGGGACAGUCCCCACUGAAAUAUGUCCUUAACGUUGAUGAGGAACCUGGACCGCCUGGCGAAAAAGCAAAAUUUAGUGUAGAAGCAAAGUACAAUGACUAUCAUUUUGAUUAUACAAGUUCACAAUCGUCUUUUGUUCUAGACUUCACUCCGCCAGAACAAAGAUGUGUCAAACCUUGCCCUAAAAAAGUUAUAACACCUUCACCAAGUCAAACAGAGACAGCAGCCACCGCUAAAUAA